Molecule: messenger RNA, 2420 nt
Organism: Saimiri boliviensis boliviensis (Bolivian squirrel monkey)
Lineage: Eukaryota; Metazoa; Chordata; Mammalia; Primates; Cebidae
Biological process (GO): regulation of transcription by RNA polymerase II
Cellular component (GO): nucleus
Molecular function (GO): sequence-specific DNA binding; DNA-binding transcription factor activity, RNA polymerase II-specific
Source: RefSeq, a predicted model, not a curated record
GUGACGUCAUCUCCGUGAGCCGGGUCGGCCCUGAAGCCCGGUGGGACCCGGAGCGCUGGGUCGGCGAGCCCGGCGGCCCGAGCAGGGAGGGCAGUGAGUCUGUCACGCCCCUUCUCCGCGUCUGGGUGGGACCUGACGCCCCGAGCGGGGUCUUCCACUGGCGCCCGGCGGGGCCCGGGCAUCCGCGGCCGCCCUCUGUCUCCUCAGUCCCGGCGCUCCGCCCGUUUUGUGCGCAUUCCUCUCUGGGGAAGCUGAGGCUCUGAGUGCGAAAGUCAGCCGAGGUCGCCCCGCCCAGGACAGAGGAGGGCUGGGGUCGGCUGAGCCGCGGCCUUGCCGGGCCCCCGCCAGGGCUGCAGGCUCCCAGGAUGGCAGGCUUGGCGCAGGUGUCUGUGACCUUUGAGGAUGUGGCUGUUACAUUCACCCAGGAGGAGUGGGGACAGUUGGAUGCCACCCAGAGAACCUUGUAUCAGGAGGUGAUGCUGGAGACCUGUGGGCUUCUAGUGUCUCUGGGCUGUCCUUUGUCCAAACCAGAGUUGAUCUGCCCGUUGGAUCACAGACAGGAGCUAUGGAUGGGUAAGGAAGACCUCUCCCAAAGCUCUUAUCCAGGUGACAGCACAAAGCCCAAGACCACAGAGCCUACUUUUUCUCACCUGACCUUGCCUGAGGAAGUGUUACUCCAGAAUCAACUGACACAGGAAGCCCCAAAGGACUCCCAAUUAGGGCAAGCCAAGGAUCAGGAUGGGACAUCUGAAAUGCAGGAAGUUCGCUUGAAAGUAGGGAUAGACCCCCAGAGGGAGAAGCUCCUGGAGAAAAUGAGUUCUGAACAUGGUGGUUUGGGGUCAGAUGAUGGUGUAUGUUCAAGGAUUAUACAAAAACAAGUUUCAACAGAAGACGAUCUCUAUGAAUGUGAUUCACACGGACCAGUUACAGAUUCCUUGAUUUACGAAGGGAAAAAUUCCUGUAAAUGUGAGGAAUGCGGGAGAGUGUUUAAAAAGAAUUCCCUCCUUGUUCAACACGAACGGAUUCACACUCGAGUGAAGCCUUAUGAAUGUACAGAGUGUGGAAAAACCUUUAGCAGGAGCACUCAUCUUCUUCAGCACCACAUCAUCCACACUGGGGAGAAGCCCUAUAAGUGCAUGGAGUGUGGGAAGGCCUUCAACCGCAGCUCACACCUCACACGGCACCAGCGGAUUCACACCGGAGAGAAGCCUUACAAGUGCAGUGAAUGCGGAAAGGCCUUCACCCACCGCUCCACUUUUGUCUUGCAUAACAGGAGCCACACUGGAGAAAAACCCUUUGUGUGCAAAGAGUGUGGCAAAGCCUUUCGAGAUAGGCCGGGUUUCAUUCGACACUACAUCAUCCACACGGGAGAGAAGCCCUAUGAGUGCAUUGAAUGUGGGAAGGCCUUCAACCGCAGGUCAUACCUCACAUGGCACCAGCAGAUUCACACUGGAGUGAAACCCUUUGAAUGCAGUGAGUGCGGAAAAGCCUUUUGCGAGAGUGCAGACCUCAUUCAACACUACAUUAUCCACACUGGGGAGAAGCCCUAUAAGUGCAUGGAGUGUGGAAAGGCCUUCAACCGUAGGUCACACCUCAAGCAGCACCAGCGGAUUCAUACUGGGGAGAAGCCUUAUGAAUGCAGUGAAUGUGGAAAGGCCUUUACACACUACUCCACUUUUGUCUUGCAUAAAAGGACCCACACUGGAGAAAAACCCUAUGAAUGCAAAGAAUGUGGAAAAGCCUUUAGUGAUAGGGCAGACCUCAUUCGACACUUCAGUAUCCACACUGGAGAGAAGCCCUAUGAGUGUGUGGAGUGUGGGAAGGCCUUCAGUCGCAGCUCACACCUUACGAGGCACCAACAGAUUCACACUGGAGAGAAACCCUAUGAAUGUAUCCAGUGUGGCAAAGCCUUUUGCCGGAGUGCAAACCUUAUUCGACACUCCAUCAUUCACACUGGAGAGAAGCCGUAUGAGUGCAGUGAAUGUGGAAAGGCUUUUAAUCGCAGCUCGUCCCUCACACAUCAUCAAAGGAUUCAUACUGGGAGAAACCCUACCAUUGUGACAGAUGUGGGAAGACCUUUCAUGACUGCGCAGACUUCAGUCAACAUCCACAAACUCCUAUUAGGGAAAGAGUUUUUGAAUAUCACCACUGAAGAAAAUCUUUGGUGAAAGAAAACAUCUUACCAUCUGGCCAUUCCUACUGGAGAGAAACUUCAUAAGCAUCCUCUCUUUGAGAAAGCCUGCCAUAGAUUAUCAUUUGUCAUCUAAACAAUCAUGUUAGAAAUUGAACCAGCCUAGAGUCUUAUUCUCCAUCUGAGAAUUCAGCCAUGAGAGAGACCCAGUGGUUACUAUGCACUUAGGAAAAUCUUCAGUCACAUCUUUCUUCUUAGUUUAUAGGGAAAUGUUAUCUCAGGGAUUUUU